Alosa sapidissima (American shad) is the source of this 1796-nucleotide messenger RNA. RefSeq names its product zinc finger protein 525-like. Gene Ontology annotation, biological process: regulation of transcription by RNA polymerase II. Gene Ontology annotation, molecular function: RNA polymerase II cis-regulatory region sequence-specific DNA binding; DNA-binding transcription activator activity, RNA polymerase II-specific. Lineage: Eukaryota; Metazoa; Chordata; Actinopteri; Clupeiformes; Clupeidae. The transcript is spliced from 3 exons. Gene Ontology annotation, cellular component: nucleus. The record is from RefSeq and is a predicted model, not a curated record. The coding region runs from base 608 to 1609 and encodes 333 amino acids.
AUCAUCUAAUAUGAAACAAUAUACUAUAUAAUUCGCUGUCGGUAGUAAAGCCAAAGCGUAUGGGGAGUGACCAUAGACAGUAAAAGAUAGGGAGUGACGUAGGCAAAGAAAACAUGGCUUAGUUGGAUGUGGGCGGGGCUUGAUGCCAAGCCUUCCCGCAGGCUGCAGCCAGCGAGGUGUACUAGUAAACUCCGGUAAACUCAGAAAGUCUCACCUUGACUGUGCACAGAAGUAGGCUACUCUACAAUGACUCAAGGUGAGUUUAAAUUCGGUUUGACUGUUGUCUCAACGUUUUUCUUGCUGCGGACGAAUAUGCUGUUAUGCGAAAUGCAAUGUAAUUUUAUCAGAUAGGCUAGGCCUACAUCUUGCAAAUAACGACAUGAAACGAGGAAAUGGACUGACACUCCACAACAACCUACACUGUUGCUUAAGAAAAAGCAAGGUUUCUGAGAGGGUGGACUGGAGGAAUAAAGAGGAUUUUGCUUUCACAAAAUGAACACAACCAUAAUCCAGGGUGGAAAACGCAGAGAGAGCUGGCAGUUCCAGUCUAGAACACAGUCAGAGAACAUAAAGUGAAGCAGACAAAAACUAAGAACUAAAGUCUGAAAUGUCCAGAUUCACGGAAUCAGCCCAACUGCCUGUGACCGUGAAGGAGAUAAAAAAAGAAGAAUGUGAUUAUUUGCCACAAGACUAUCUGUUUGCAAGUGGGAAAGUGGGAGAAAAGCUUGGGCUGGAACAUGACUACAAGACUGAGACAGACACAACUUCAUCCUUGACCUGCAAAGAAAAAACAUAUUCACCAAUGAAAAUUAAACAGGAGGAAGAAACUGACUUAAGAGAAUAUGGUUAUGAUGACUCUUCUCCUUCAAGAGACGUUCUAAGGAACCAAUCUAACAGAAGAGGGAGUGCUAAGGAAAAAAUAAACAAACAGAGAUGUCUCAGAAGCUCCCGGUGCAGGACGAUCUCAAGCCAGAAAUUAAAUCACCGAUCGGACACCGGAGAGAAACAAAAUGAAUGUUCCCACUGUUUUAAAACCUUUGCUGGUUCUUCCGCACUUGCAAAUCAUCAACAAAUACACACAGGAGAAAAGCUCCAUCGGUGCUCAGAGUGUGGAAGGACCUUCAGUCACAUAGGUAAUCUCAGGAGACAUCAAAUGAUUCACACAGGGGAAAAGCCCCAUCAUUGCACUACAUGUGGAAUGGAUUUUAGGAGUAGCUCAGAUCUCGCAGUCCAUCAGAUUACACAUACUGGAGAAAAGCCCCAUCACUGUUCCGAGUGUGGAAAGACCUUUAAUCUCAUGUUCAGUCUCAAGAGACACCAGAUGAUCCAUUCUGGGGAAAAACCUCAUAAGUGUACUAUGUGUGAGAAUAGUUUCAGGACAAAGGCAGAACUCGCCCUUCACCAGAUCACACAUACUGGAGAAAAACCGCACGUGUGCUAUCAGUGUGGAAAAAGCUUUAGUCAAAUGUCUGAUCUCAAGAAACACCAGAGGAUCCAUACAGGGGAAAGGCCAUAUCCGUGUACUAUAUGUGGGAAGAGUUUCAAGAGGAGCACACAUCUAACCUCGCAUCACAUAACACACAAGAAGAAAGCCACCAAGAAACAAUAAAAAAGACUGUAUGAUUAAGUCAUUCACAUACCUUUUUAUGUUCAACAGCAUACAACAUUGAAGCCAAAGGUUCAUCAGAGCAUAUAUCCAAUUGUUAGAGAUUAAUGUUCCAAAUAUAUAACAAGUGAAUUGAUAAGACCCUUGAAAUGAAAGCCACGUGUUCAGAGAAAAGCAUUGGCAUGACUGU